AUGAAGCCGGAACUCAAACAACAAAAGUCAUAUACCCGUUAUCCCUACGAUAAAGACCUGAAGCUUCCAAUAUCAUGGGAGAAUGCAGACGACCGAGCGGCUCUUGAAGUGGACCGUACGGACUCUUCCCAGGUUCGAGAUCUGAUCUCAACCUUCUACCAGAGGCCUGCAAUCCGGAAGCAAUUCCGGAAAGUAUACACCUCGGAGGGCCUGUUGACGUUAAAAUACUUCUCGGUGAUGGAUUCGGUCGAACUAUACCCGGACCUCAAAAAGUCACUUCGGCGGAAUAAUUCGGUCUUCGAGACAUACCGCGAACAUCCUCACAUGUUUACAUCGCUGGGAAUGGAAAGAAAGAGGCAAUUGUGUACCCGUCCGCCUCCAACCAAACGAUCCUGGGUUGAGUUUACGGAAUCCGACAUGAAUGAGACUAAGAGUAAGAAGACGACAUCCAAGACCAAAGUGCCGGACAGUCAUUCACGAACAAUCCAACAACUAGAGCGCAUACUUGAUGAACGCGACGCGGAUCUGGUGGCAAAGGAACCUGGGAACGAGGAUGAGGAGUCAGAGUCAGAGGAGUCGGGAAAUGGUGAAGAAUGA
Penicillium verhagenii is the source of this 597-nucleotide messenger RNA. RefSeq lists its product as uncharacterized. The record is from RefSeq and is a predicted model, not a curated record. The transcript has 3 exons. Lineage: Eukaryota; Fungi; Ascomycota; Eurotiomycetes; Eurotiales; Aspergillaceae. Bases 1 to 597 code for a protein of 198 amino acids.